Trichomycterus rosablanca is the source of this 2728-nucleotide messenger RNA. RefSeq names its product N-acetyllactosaminide beta-1,3-N-acetylglucosaminyltransferase 3-like. Gene Ontology annotation, molecular function: hexosyltransferase activity; UDP-glycosyltransferase activity. NCBI's taxonomy places the organism in Eukaryota, Metazoa, Chordata, Actinopteri, Siluriformes, Trichomycteridae. The transcript has 2 exons. Gene Ontology annotation, cellular component: Golgi membrane. Bases 708 to 1892 code for a protein of 394 amino acids. The record is from RefSeq and is a predicted model, not a curated record.
AUGUGAGGGAAUAAAUAAAUGAUUAAGGGAAUAAAUGAAUAAGUGAGUAAAUAAAUAAAUGAAUAAGUGAGUAAAUAAAUAAAUGAAUAAGUGAGGGAAUAAAUAAAUAAGUGAAGGAAUAAAUAAGUAAAUGAAUGUGAGGGAAUAAAUAAAUAAAGGAGUGAGGGAAUAAAUGAAUGAUUGAAGGAACUAAUGAAUGGGUGAGGGAUUACAUAAAUGAGUGAGUGAUGGAGUAAGUAAAUGAAUGAGUGAGUCAGUAAAUGAGUGAGUGAGGGAAUUAGGCUCUAUGCCCCACUAAACUACUUUGGAAUCAACCGGAACAUGAACGUUAUAAAUCAGCACCCAGCCACACUAAUGCUGACAUCUUUUGAGUGAACGGGCACAAAUUCCCACACACACACUUCAAAGUCUGUUUUAAUACCGAUUGUUUUUGAAAUAGGACAUCGACAAGCUCACGGUCAGGCGUCCAAAUACUUUUGGAGUGUUAACGUGUGUUAGGAGUGUCGGGCGUCGCAGCUUCUGAGAUUAAGCGUAAAAUAUUUAAUGAUGUGACCAGAUAAUUUUGCCCACCUGACUCGUCGCCCCCUAGUGUGCAGGUAGUGUAAGAGAGGAAAGCGGUGAGGGGGGGUGUGAAUACUUUUUCACGCUGUGCUGCUGUGAUCAUGUGAUCUUUAUAUUUGAUGUGUUGUAGGUGACGUGAGCUGAAGAUGAAGGUGCUGAGGGGCUUUUAUGGGUCGAAGCGAUGUUGGCGGAGGCUGGAGUUGGCCGCUCUGGUCACCAUGACGAUUUUGUGCUUGCUGAUGUUUUUCCGAAGCAACACGCAGGACCAGACCGUGAAGCUCUCCAGAAAAGGGAGGAAGGAAGUAGCCGAGGCUCGGACCGCGCCGACCGUCCCGACGUCGCCCCCGGCGCCGCCACCGACGCUACCGCCAACGCCAAAAUGCGAAAGAAACGAAUCGGCCUUCAACAUCAGCGGGUUUUCCUCUCUACCCGGGAACAUCCAGGACUUCCUGUUAUACAAGCACUGCCGGGACUUCCCCAUACUGCUGGACGUCCCCAGAAAGUGCGGAGGGGCGCGGAACUCCGGGAACAUCUUCCUCCUCCUGGUCAUCAAGAGUUCGCCGGCGAAUUACGAGCGGCGGGCGGUCCUGCGCAAGACCUGGGCGGCGGAGAGACUCCAGAGCGGGAAGUGGAUCCGGACCGUCUUCAUAUCCGGCACCAGCGGCAAAGGGUUCGAGAAGGAGCGGCUGAAUAAACUGCUGGAGAUCGAGAACCGGGAGCACCGGGACGUCCUGCAGUGGGAUUUCGACGACUCCUUUUACAACCUGACGCUGAAGCAGAUGCUGUUCCUCAGCUGGAUGGAGCGGCGCUGCCCGGACGCCCGCUUCCUCCUGAACGGCGACGACGACAUCUUCGCCAACACCAACAACGUGGUGGAGUUCCUCAAGGGCCUGGAUGACGACCAAGGGAGCCGGCACCUGUUCGUCGGGCAUCUGAUCUACAACGUGGGGCCCAUCCGAGACCCCGGGAGCAAGUACUUCAUCCCGGUCCAGGUCCAGGAGUCGGAGCGGUACCCUCCGUACUGCGGCGGCGGCGGCUUCCUGCUCUCGCUCUUCACCGCCAGGACCAUCCACAACCAGUCGCGCUCCAUCGGCCUGCUGCCCAUCGACGACGUCUACAUGGGCAUGUGCCUGGAGAGGGCGGGGCUCAGGCCCGAGCCUCACAUGGGCAUCAGGCUGACCGGCCUGCGCGUGCCCUCCGAGAAUGUGGACUCGUACAACCCCUGCUUCUACCGCGAGAUCCUGCUGGUCCACCGCUUCAUCCCGCACCAGAUCUUCUUCAUGUGGCACGAGGUCAACCGCAAAGACCUGAACUGUAGCGUCACGCUGUAGGUGCCGCGCGGCCUCGGGGACGCGGGUUUGUUACUGACUGACUGCGAUCUGAAAUUCUGACCUCCUUGUUUAUUGCUUUAUUGGUUGCACUAAAUUAUUCGCAUUUAUUUCCCAAUUUAGUCAUAGCCCAUUACCCUUCUGCUGCUGGGGGGGGGGGGUAAAUUCCCCUGACACACACCCUCCGAUACGCCCGCGCUCCACCGACCCCUUCUUAUGCCCCCGUACUUCGGUGGAUUGGCGCGUGAGGCCAGUCUCCCUCAUCUCCACGUUCCUCCACUUCUGUACAGGCGCCUUGGACUACUAACCAGGGUCCUUACAUGGCCUCAAAGACCACGCCCACUUCAUUUUUUUUGUCACGUCUUUUCCCACCCAGCCGUCUGCAAUGCCGAUCGCUAGCAGAGCUGAGGUUCGGAAUCCCAGAAUAUCCCGCCACGCUACUCAUUUGUAAAUUAGAGCUGCGCAUUCCGGCCACUAGGGGGCAGCGUGAACAUAACGAACUUUACGUACAUUAGGAGUGUAAACUCUACACUCCGCUUUUGGUUCCUAGAUAAUCGUUCUUAUUUAUUUUUAUACUGUUUUUUUUAAUCGGGACGAUCGACAGGCCAGCAGUCAGGCGUCCGAAUACUUUUGGCCGUGAGCAGUGUGAUUAGUGAUAUUUUAUUAGACUGUUUCUGUAGAGACGUUCAAACUGGACGCUGAUACUGGUGUGGGAGAACUGAACUGGUUUUAUAAAGGAAUAAUUUCACUCUCAGGUACUUUCAGGUUUUCUCUGAUGUUUCAUAAAUCAUGUUUAUAAUUAUUAUCUGAUUAAUAAAGAAUAAAGAAUCAUCUAGAAA